Symsagittifera roscoffensis is the source of this 2168-nucleotide messenger RNA. Its product is annotated as peroxisomal membrane protein PEX14-like. The transcript has a single exon. The record is from RefSeq and is a predicted model, not a curated record. Gene Ontology annotation, biological process: protein import into peroxisome matrix, docking. NCBI's taxonomy places the organism in Eukaryota, Metazoa, Xenacoelomorpha, Acoela, Convolutidae. Gene Ontology annotation, cellular component: peroxisomal membrane; peroxisomal importomer complex. Bases 894 to 2039 code for a protein of 381 amino acids. Gene Ontology annotation, molecular function: signaling receptor binding.
AUUGCGUUUUUCAUAAGCUUGUGUAUGGAUAUUGUGUCUAUAGAGUUUUCAGUGUAUGGAGAUCAGGCCUUGAAAGCCUUCAACCUACCAACGAAAAAGUAUAGUUUGCGCGCCAAAUGAGUUUUCUGUAAGACUUGGCUGCAUAAGCAGCCAGGGACCAUAACUAUUUUGUUCAGUUCGAGUAAUUUUAUGUAUAAAUCGAUAAUUUUCUUCUCGGGACUUAAGCGUUUGUACAAAAAAAGUAAAUAAAUAUACCAAAUCCUAUGCAGACAUCGUAAGUUUUGUCAUUUAUAUAUUGCGAGUUUUAGCUCUUAGUUAUAGUUCUCUAUAUCGAAAUGAAUAAAUUGUUUGAUAAACGAGUGUUUUCUUAGAUGCUGUAGAAGUAAUUGUGGUUUAAUGAACAUUGGUGUUCCUGUAACAUACCACAAUAUCUCCCUGAAUUAGAAAUAAUAUAUUUCCUCAGUUUCCUCUGGUCUCAAUUAAAGUUCAAUUUAAAUUGCUUAUAAAUUAUCACAGACAGGAUGCUUCACGGACGAAUUGAAGAACAAAAAUAAUGCUAACGCAAAAACUAUAGUUUGAGAGAACGUUCUACAUAAUUUUUUGUUAACCAGAAUUGUUUUUUUUUGGCCAUCAAACGAUUUAAUAUGAAGAAGUAUUGGAUCCUAAUGGAAUAAUUGCCCAAUUUUCUACUAUAAAAAACACUAUGCGUAGCUGAUGUCAUUGACAUUUGCCUGACAUGAUUGAUAGCAUUAGUGUUUAAUUAAAAGACUUAAACUUGAUUUUGUUUUCUUAUACCAGUGACUAAUUCGUAUCAUGGAGAACAAAUAAAUUGACAUGGCGCAGAAUUUGGUCUCAAGAAUUAUUUCAACAUUUGUUGAGCUUAUUUACAAAAUAUGAUUGAACGAUUUUUCAGAAUUUCAUUGGAUAAAUUGUUAAAUGAAGAAAUGGAUGAACAGUUAGCCGAAUCAGCUGCUCCAAAUCCUGACGUUGCACGAUCUUUUCAAUCAUCAUUAUCCCCUAUUAAAACAGACCUUCCAAUUGCGCUAAAACAUACAGAAGAUGAAAAUGACGACGAAGAUGUUACCAAAAUAUCCAAAGACAUUAGCGAAAGUGUUAAUAUCUCGAAAAAUGCGACAGGCUCCAAAUUGAAAGAUUCUAUUCAAUCUCGCAAGGUUCUCAGAGAUACAUUAGUGCAAACGGCAGCUAAUUUCCUCAAAAACCCCAAAACAAUUAAGUCAUCAGCCGCUGAUAAAAGAUCGUUCCUUUUGAAAAAAGGUCUAACUCAAGAGGAAAUAGAUCAAGCUUUUUUCAUCAGCGGAUUCAACCAAGAUGAGUUCGAAGGUCACUUGAACGAAAAUGCGGCGGUUGAUUUGCGUAAUGGUCUGAAUAAUUUGAGCUAUUCAAAUACAAAUGCAGUUUCGAGGAACGACCGUAGCUCGAACUUGUCUAUAUUGUCAAUGCUAAGUCAGUUUUCGUUUGCGAUUUCCUUACUUGGAGGUUUAGCGUGGGGGUUGUAUCACAUGAUUCGAAGCUACCUUGUACCGUUGUUUCAAACGAGUCGGCAACUUGAAAAGAGGAUGAAAAAACAAGACAACACUCUUCAUCAGAUGAGCUUGACCCUCGAAGCGAUCAACUCACAACUUGCGCUAAAUGCCUCAGAAGUAACGAAUGACUCGUUUAAUAUGUCAAAAAGAGAUGAAGAUUUGAGAUCUAUUCUGGAAGAGCUUAAGUCCAUGAAAAAAUUGAUGCUGAGCAAAGAAAAUUUCCCACCUCCGCCCAAAAUUGAACCGAUUCCCCAGGAUUGGAAAGUUGGUCAUCGUCGGAAUCUCGAAACUAAUACGACUAAUGGAUUACCGAAUGGCAAUGCGGGGUACCAAAAUGAAGUAGAAAAUUCAUCGCGGCAAGUUGAUGACAGAAAUACGGCAUGUUUUGAGGGCGAAAAGCAGUUAGCCUCAAUGGAAAACGGAGUUGAGACUUCUAAGGCAGAACUGGUAAACGGUUUUCACGACAAGCAAAAUGGAUUGUUAGAGAGCGAAUGAAAUUGAUUCAACUCAAAGAUAGUAAACACAAAAACUUUUCUGUAUCUAGAGUUUUAUGGAGAGUUAGCAUGUCCAUAUCCUGCUCAAUUCUCGAAUAGAUAGAUUAUUAUUAUUUGAUAAUGUUGAUAA